AUGUCAGAUGAGAAGGAAAUACAGGAAGAAAAGACAGGAAAUGAUGAAAUAAAGAUGGAGGAUGUAAAUACAGAAAAUGUUUCAGAAAAAAUGGAAGAAUCAACAGAAAUACCAGCUUCAUACAGAAAACAAAAAGACCGUACAUUAAGAGAGUUCCUUAAUAUGAUGGAUGAUUAUGCACCGAUUAUUCCGGAUGCGGUAACGGAUUAUUAUUUAAGUAUAGCAGGGUUUGAAUGUGAUGAUAUUCGAAUUAAGCGAUUACUUGCAUUAGCAGCACAAAAAUUUAUUGCUGAUAUUGCACAAGAUGCAUAUCAAUAUUCAUGUAUUAGAUCAUCAUCUAUGAUGAGUGCUGUUCUAUCAAAUCAAACAGGAUAUACAGGAAGUAUUAGAAAUCGCUAUGGAAAGGAAAAAGGAAAAACUGUACUAACAAUGGAAGAUUUAAGUGCAGCACUUCAUGAAUAUGGAAUAAAUAUGAAACAACCUGAUUUUUAUAGAUGA
Pneumocystis murina B123 is the source of this 498-nucleotide messenger RNA. RefSeq lists its product as hypothetical. The transcript has 4 exons. Lineage: Eukaryota; Fungi; Ascomycota; Pneumocystomycetes; Pneumocystales; Pneumocystaceae. The record is from RefSeq and is a predicted model, not a curated record. Gene Ontology annotation, molecular function: promoter-specific chromatin binding; RNA polymerase II general transcription initiation factor activity. Gene Ontology annotation, biological process: transcription initiation at RNA polymerase II promoter. Bases 1 to 498 code for a protein of 165 amino acids. Gene Ontology annotation, cellular component: transcription factor TFIID complex; nucleus; SAGA complex.